Messenger RNA from Phytophthora nicotianae INRA-310, 591 nucleotides. RefSeq lists its product as hypothetical. The transcript has a single exon. NCBI's taxonomy places the organism in Eukaryota, Oomycota, Peronosporomycetes, Peronosporales, Peronosporaceae. The coding region runs from base 1 to 591 and encodes 196 amino acids. The record is from RefSeq and is a predicted model, not a curated record.
AUGGCAAACCGUUCUAUACCAGCUCCAACUUCGCGCCAGCUUUGUGCCGUGCUGUUCGAAGAACGAGACGACCGAUAUUACUGCCGUUUGUGUCCACUAAGCCGUGCCAAGCCAAGAAACGGUGGUUUCACGUCCGUGAUUGACCACUUGAACCGUAACCAUCGCGGCGUGUAUCUGGACGAGUAUUACAUCCUUGCCCGCCGCCCAAACGCACUUGAUAACUACGUUCGCGUUACGGUUGAUGGGGCCAUUAUGAACCGCUACCACUGGAUGGAUUGGGUGAUACUGGAGCACCAUGAGCUAUCUUUUUGCGAGAAACCACGAGCCCGCAAGUACACGUCGCUGGAGCCCAUUUCCAGGUAUUUGCUGAAGCAAGAUCUCGACUCUGUCGAGGUUGCGGUGCAGGCUCGUGUUCGUCAACGUUUGUCUGGCAAACCCUUCGGAUUCCUCUUGGACGCAUGGACGGAAGCUGGGACUCACUAUGCCGCCAUCAUAGCAGUGACUUCUUCGGCCUCUGAUGCUCAAGUUGGAGACAAGUUUCUACUCGUGUUUUCUACGUUCGCUGAUGAAGGGGACCGACUCGUUCAUUGA